This is a messenger RNA of Phragmites australis (common reed), 648 nucleotides long. RefSeq lists its product as uncharacterized. Gene Ontology annotation, molecular function: DNA binding. The record is from RefSeq and is a predicted model, not a curated record. Bases 1 to 648 code for a protein of 215 amino acids. NCBI's taxonomy places the organism in Eukaryota, Viridiplantae, Streptophyta, Magnoliopsida, Poales, Poaceae. The transcript has 2 exons.
AUGGCGAACGUGUCGCUGAUGCUCGCCUGGUCAUUGAAGAAAGGAAAGUCACAGAAGAAUGUCUAUGUGGGCUGGGGUUCGAAAGCACUCAUUGGCUUCCUUUCAUCAAUAGGCAAAGAUACAUCAAAAUCUCUAGAUCAAAUUGGUGCUGCCGAAGUUGUGAAGGAGUACAUUCGUCAAAAAGGUCUUUUGCAAAAAGAUAAGAAAAAGCAUGUCAUAUGUGAUGACAAGAUCCGUUCUUUGUCUAGGAAAUCGAAACUAAUUUACAACAGGAUAUAUAGCUUGCUUGAAAGGCGUAUUGCUGAAAAUCUUACAUCAGAGGAUGAAACUCUUUAUAGUUCUGAGGAUAACAAUGAUUCGGUUAUGAAAAAGAAAGCUCGGACUGUGAGCUAUGAGUCCAGUACUCCAAAGCGCACUUCAGAAAUAAACAAGGGAUGCUUUGCUUCCCUUGUUCGCGAUAACAUUAAGUUGAGCUAUUUGAAGCGAUCUUUAUUUAUGGACCUACUAAAGGACCCAGAUACAUUUGGAAGUAAAGUUAUUGGCUGUUUUGAUAGAGUAAAGAAUGAUCCUAAAGAUUUUAGUUACCAGAUGCCUAAAAGGUUGUACCAACUCGGAGAAGUAACAAGUAACUCUCAACUCUUAACAUGA